GCGGGAGCGGAGCGGGCGCCUGGAGCUGGUCUUCCUGGUGGACGAGUCCUCCAGCGUCGGGCAGAAGAACUUCCUCAGCGAGCUCCGCUUCGUCAAGAAGCUGCUCUCCGACUUCCCCGUCGUCCCCGACGCCACCCGCGUCGCCAUCGUCACCUUCGCCUCCAAGAGCCACGUCCUGCCCCGCGUGGACUACAUCUCCCCCGGCGCCCAACAGCAUCGCCAGCAGCCGCAGCACAAGUGCGCCCUCCUGGGCAGGGAGAUCCCGGGCAUCGGGUACCGAGGAGGGGGCACCUACACCAAGGGCGCCUUCCAGCAAGCGGCGCAAAUACUUCUUCAUUCCCGAGCUAAUGCUACCAAGGUGAUAUUUCUUAUUACGGAUGGAUAUUCUAAUGGAGGGGAUCCCAGGCCCAUUGCAGCUUCCUUACGUGAAUUUGGAGUGGAGAUCUUUACAUUUGGGAUCUGGCAAGGCAACAUCCGAGAGCUGAAUGACAUGGCUUCUCACCCAAAAGAGGAACACUGUUAUUUGCUCCACAGUUUUGCUGAAUUUGAAGCUUUAGCUCGCAGAGCCCUUCAUGAAGACCUGCCUUCUGGUAGUUACAUUCAAGAAGACAUAUCCCAUUGCUCCUAUCUUUGUGAUGGAAGUGAAAACUGCUGUGAUAUCAUGGCAAGCUGCAAAUGUGGUACCCAUACUGGGCAGUUUGAAUGCAUCUGCGAAAAAGGAUAUUAUGGAAAAGGGCUGCAGCAUGAAUGUUCAGCCUGCCCACCAGGGACCUACAAGCCUGAAGGUUCACCAGGUGGAAUAAGUACCUGCAUCUCAUGUCCUGAUGAGCAUCACACCUCGCCUCCAGGAAGUACCUCUGUUGAGGACUGCAUAUGCAAGGAAGGGUAUCACUCUAAAGGCCAGGCUUGUGGAGUGAUCCAUUGCCCUCAGCUUCACCCCCCUGAAAAUGGCUAUUUUAUCCAGAAUGUCUGCAACAAUUAUUUCAACGCUGCUUGUGGAAUCCGCUGUAAACCAGGAUUUGAUCUUGUGGGAAGCAGCAUACGACUUUGCCAGCCAAAUGGCCUGUGGUCUGGUUCAGAAACAACAUGCAGAGUUCGUACAUGCCCCAAACUCUUUGCCCCUCAAAAUGGGCAAAUUAAUUGCUCACUAAAUGAGAUCUCCUAUAAGACCGUAUGCUUCAUGACCUGUGAUGAGGGAUAUGAACUAGAAGGCAACACAAAACUCACCUGUCAAGGCAACUCACAGUGGGAUGGAAAGGAACCAAAGUGUGUGGAACUGCGUUGUCCUGCCUUCCAGAAACCAAAGCAUGUAACUGUUCAUCCACAUAUCUGUGGACUUGAGCCAUCCAAGUAUGGAACUGUGUGCAGGUUCACUUGUCCCAAUGGAUUCCUUUUGUCUGGAGUUAGAGAAGAAAUGAGAUGUUUAAGCACUGGGAAAUGGAGUGAAAAUGUGCAAAAGGCUUUCUGUAAAGACAUUGAACCACCAAAUAUUAGCUGCCCUGACAACAUUGAAACUUCUACACUUGAAUACCAGAACUCUGCAAAUAUUAGCUGGGAGCUUCCAGAAGCAAAAGAUAACUCUAGAGACGAGGUGUCAAUUCAGGUAACUCCAGCAUUUGUACCCCCUUACCUAUUCCCAAUUGGAGAAGUUGAUAUCACAUAUACAGCAACUGAUGGAUCUGGAAAUCAAGCAAGCUGUACUUUCAGCAUCAAAAUUAUUGACACUGAACCUCCAGUGAUUGAUAAAUGCAGAUCACCACCACCAGUUCAAGUAGCUGAGAAGGAGUACAGAGUAAUUUGGGAUGAGCCACAAUUUUCAGAUAACUCAGGAGCUGCCUUAACAAUAACUAAAAGUCACUCACCUGGGGAUCUUUUUCCCAAAGGAGAGACAGUAGUUCAGUAUACUGCCACUGACUCUUCAGGAAAUAACAGGACCUGUGAACUCCAUGUUAUUAUCAGAGGUUCCCCUUGUGAAAUUCCUUUUACUCCAGUGAAUGGAGAUUUCAAAUGCACAGUAGAUGAGACAGGGGUUAAUUGCACAUUACAUUGCAUGGAUGGAUAUGAUCUCACAGCAGGUUCCAGUGAAAACUAUUAUUGUGCCUACGCAGAUGGUAUAUGGAAUCCACCUUACUCUACUGAGUGGCCUGACUGCUCUUUGAAUCGUUUGGCAAAUCAUGGUUUCAAAUCCUUUGAGAUGUUAUACAAAGCAACACGGUGUGAUGACAAUAACCUUCUUAAAAAUUUUGUGGACGCUUUUCAGAGUGCACUUGGUAAAAUGGUCCCAUCGUUUUGUAAUGAUGUUGAUGACAUUGACUGCAGGCUGGAGGAUUCCCCACAGAAACAUUGCUUAGAGUAUAAUUAUGACUAUGAAAAUGGCUUUGCAAUUGGUCCCGGUGGCUGGGGUGCAGCAAACCGACUAGAUUAUUCUUAUGAUGAUUUCCUUGAAGCAAUUCCUGAAGAUGAACCACUAUCCGAUUCUGUGGAUGUGGCACACACACGGGUCAAAAGGCACAAAAAGAUAAAUAUGCCAAUGUCAGACCACAAAAUAAAACUAGUUUUUAAUAUCACAGCUAGUGUACCAUUGCCUGAUGAAAGAAAUGAUACAUUGGAAGCAGAGAACCAACAACGCCUUCUAAAAACACUAGAGACUAUAACAAAAAGGCUGAAAAGGACUCUCAGUAAGGAUCCAAUGUAUUCUUUUCAGUUUUCUUCUGAACUGCUUAUAGCGGACACCAACUCACUAGAGGCUGAAAAGGCCUUCUUGUUUUGCAGGCCUGGCUCUGUUCUCAGGGGCCGAAUGUGUGUUAACUGCCCUUUGGGUACCUAUUACUCCCUGGAACAUCAUGCAUGUGAAAGUUGCUGGAUUGGAUCUUACCAGGAUGAAGAAGGGCAGCUAGAAUGUAAGAACUGCCCAUCUGCUAGCUACACUGAAUAUCUCCAUUCAAGAAGUGUUUCAGAAUGUAAAGCUCAGUGCAAGCCUGGAACCUAUUCUCCAAAUGGCCUUGAGAUUUGUGAAUCAUGCCCUUUUGGCAAAUAUCAGCCUACAACUGGAUCGAAGCAAUGCAUUUCUUGCCCAGAAAAUAUGUCAACAGUCAAAAGAGGAGCAGUGGAUAUAUCAGCAUGUGGAGUACCUUGUCCAGCUGGAGAAUUCUCUCGUUCAGGUUUAAUGCCUUGCCACCCUUGCCCUAGGGACUAUUAUCAACCAGACGCAGGGAAGUCCUACUGCCUGUCUUGUCCAUUCUAUGGGACUACCACAGUGAUUGGUGCUCGAUCUAUAACUGACUGCUCGAGUUUUGGCUCUACUUUCUCUGCAGCAGAGGAGAGUGUAGCAUUGCCAAUCACUCCAGAAAAUAUCAGCAAGGAAUACAAAAUCAGCAGCCAGAUAUUCCAUGAAUGUUUCCUUCAGCCAUGUCAUAACAGUGGGACUUGCAAACAAGUUGGAAGUGGGUACAUAUGUAUAUGCCCACCCGGAUAUGGAGGCUUAAAAUGUGAGAAGGACAUUGAUGAGUGCAGUUCAUCCCCCUGUCUCAACAAAGGGAUUUGCAAGGAUGGCACUGCAGCAUUCAUUUGCCAGUGCCAGCCAGGCUACUCAGGCUUGUUAUGUGAAGAAGAUAUAAAUGAAUGCAGUUCAAAUCCAUGUCUGAAUAAAGCAGUCUGUGUUGAUGAUAUCAGUUCUUACCGGUGCUUGUGUACAGAAGGAUUCACAGGUACUAACUGUGAAAUCCAAAUCAAUGAAUGUCUUUCAAACCCUUGUUUAAACAAAGCUACCUGUGAAGAUCAGAUUGGGGGUUUCCAUUGCAAGUGCCCUUCUGGAUUUAUUGGGACCCUGUGUGAAAAAAACAUUAAUGAAUGUCUCAGUAGACCUUGUAAAAAUGGAGCCACAUGCAAAGAUGGUAUCAAUGGCUACAGAUGUCACUGUGUCACAGGAUACACGGGGUCACAGUGUGAAGUGAACAUCAAUGAAUGUGAAUCCAAUCCCUGUGUGAACCAAGCAACCUGUGUGGAUGCCUUGAACUCGUACGUUUGUAAAUGUCCCCCUGGCUUUACAGGCAGCAGGUGUGAAACAGAACAGUCUUCUAGAUUUAAUCUGGAUUUUGAAGUCUCCGGAAUCUAUGGCUAUGUUAUGCUUGACAGUGUCCUCCCUUCAUUAACUGAAAUUACAUGUGCAUUCUGGAUGAAAUCCUCUGAUACUACCAAUUAUGGGACUCCAAUUUCUUAUGCUGUGGAAAAUGGAAGCGACAAUGCAUUUCUGCUUACAGAUUACAAUGGGUGGGUUCUUUAUGUGAAUGGGAAGGAAAGCAUUACCGAUUGCCCUUCUGUGAAUGAUGGCAAUUGGCAUCAUAUUGCUGUCACUUGGGCAAGUAUUGAUGGAGCCUGGAGAGUGUAUAUUGAUGGAAAGAUAUCUGAUGGAGGCAAUGGCUUAUCUGUAGGAUCAGAAAUCCCUGGUGGAGGUGCAUUAGUGCUUGGACAAGAGCAGGACCGAAGAGGAGAAGGAUUCAAUCCAGCAGAGUCUUUUGUUGGUUCAAUUAGCCAGCUUAACAUUUGGGGUUAUGUUCUGUCCCCUGAACAGGUGAAGUUGUUGGCUACUUCAUGUCCAGAGGAACUUCAAAAAGGCAAUGUAUUAGCCUGGCCAGAUUUUCUUCCUGGAGUUGUUGGAAGAGUGAAGAUUGAUUCCAAGAGCAUAUUCUGUGCUGAUUGCCAACCUUUACAAGGCUCCAUACCUCACCUGAGAACUUCUUCAGCUAAUUUAAAGCCAGGAUCAAAAAUCUCCCUGUCUUGUGACCCAGGCUUCCACAUAGUGGGUAAUUCUGUCCUGUCCUGUCUAAACCUAGGACAGUGGGCUCAACCUCUUCCACGCUGUAAAAGGAUUAGCUGUGGAAUGCCUCCACCUUUAGAAAAUGGCUUUCAUUCUGCUGAGGACUACUUUGCAGGAAGCACAGUUACCUACCAGUGCAACAGUGGUUAUUACUUGUUGGGAGAUUCCAGGAUGCUUUGUGCAGACAAUGGAAGCUGGAAUGUUAUUUCUCCAUCUUGCCUUGAUGUUGAUGAAUGUGCAGUUGGCUCAGAUUGUGACUCACAUGCCUCCUGCCUUAACACUGAAGGUUCAUACAUAUGUACCUGCAUCCAUCCAUAUAAAGGAGAUGGCAAGAAGUGUACAGAACCAGUAAAAUGCAAACAUCUGGGAGAUCCUGAACAUGGUCAUUCGCAUGGUGCCAGUUCCAGUGUUGGUAGCGAAAUCAGUUUCUCAUGUGACAUGGGCUACCAGCUAAAAGGAGAGACUAAAGUUGUGUGUUUGGAGUCUGGGGAAUGGAGCCACCUGAUACCAUACUGUGAAGCGAUUUCCUGUGGAAUCCCAGCUGUUCCUGAAAAUGGUGCAAUCAAUGGCUCCAAUUUUACGUAUGGUAGCAAAGUGAUCUAUAGGUGUAAUAAAGGAUACAUUCUGAAGGGUGAAGAAGAAGCAGUGUGUCUUCCAAAUGGCGAGUGGAAUCAUUCAUCUCCAUCUUGUGAAUUAGUAAAAUGCCCCCAUCCAAAGGAAAUAAACAAUGGAAAAUAUGUAAUGAGUGACACAACAUACCUUUCUAGUGUAUCCUACACCUGUGACACAGGAUACAGUCUGCAAGGAGCCUCAGUACUUGUGUGUGAAGAUACAGCUAACUGGAGCAGUUUACCUCCAGAAUGUGAAAUAGUUUCUUGUGAUCUUCCUCCUGUUAUUAAAGAUGCUAUUGUAACUGGGAACAACUUUACCUUUGGAAACACCGUCACUUAUACGUGUAAGGAAGGUUACACAUUAAUUGGCCCAGAAACUGUUGAAUGCAUGGUAAAUGGCAAAUGGGACAUUAAUCACCAACAGUGUGUUGCUGUUUCAUGUGAUGAACCGCCUCCUGUGGAACAUGCUUCUCCAGAAAGUGGCCACCGGCUAUUUGGUGACAUAGCUAUCUACUACUGCUCUGAUGGAUACAGCUUAGCUGGUAAUUCACAGUUACUCUGUAAUGCCCAGGGAAAGUGGGUUCCACCUGCUGGCAAAGAUGUUCCUGAGUGUAUAGCUGACUUCUGUGAGAGACCACUGUCUGUGUCAUACAGCAUCUUGGAAUCCUCAAACAAAGCCAAAUUUGCUGCAGGGUCAACUGUGAGCUUCAAGUGCAUGGAGGGUUUUGUCUUAAACACUUCUGCUAAGAUUGAAUGUGUUCGGGGAGGGCAAUGGAACCCAUCUCCACUGACUAUCCAAUGCAUUCCUGUUCGCUGUGGGGAGCCACCAAGCAUAAAAAAUGGCUAUGUGAUUGGCACAAAUUACAGCUUUGGUGCAAUUGUGGCUUACAGCUGCACUAGAGGAUACUAUAUUAAAGGAGAAAAGAAGAGGACAUGUGAAGCAACGGGAACUUGGAGCGGCAUGAUACCUACUUGUCAUCCAGUGUCCUGUGGAGAGCCAAUGAAACUUCCAAAUGGAGUUAUUGAGGUAAUAACAGGACGAUCCUUUGGAAGUGAGGUGAGAUAUCAGUGCAAUGCUGGUUACCAGCUGAUUGGAAGUCCAGUAUUAUUUUGUCAAGCCAACCGUCAAUGGCAUAGCGAAGCACCUCCUUCCUGUAUCCUCCUCACUUGUGAGGAGCCACCUCCUAUCCAGCAUGGAUUCAGAAAGGGUGAAAGUUUUGAGGUUGGAGCUAAGGUCAGUUUUGUUUGUGAUGAAGGCUAUGAGCUGAUAGGAGAUGCUUCUUGGAUCUGUCAGAAAACUGGGACAUGGAACAAAAAGCAAAACCCCAAAUGUGUCCCAACAAAGUGUCCUGAACCACCACUAAUUGAAAACCAGCUUGUUCUAAAGGAGAUGGCUGAUCAAGUGAGUGUGGUGCAGUUUUCAUGCAAAGAGGGCUUCAUUUUGCGUGGUGCCUCUGUGCUGAAAUGCUUACCAUCACAACAGUGGAAUGAUUCUUUCCCAGUCUGCCAGGCAGUACUAUGCCGUAGGCCUCCUUAUAUUCCUUUUGGGGAUCCUGUGAUAUCAUCUCUUCAUUUUGGUAGCACAGUGACCUACACCUGCAUGGAUGGUUUUUUGCUGAAAGGAGUUUCUACCAUCAGUUGCCAAGAAGAUGGCACAUGGAGCUUCCCAUUGCCAGAGUGCAUUCCAGUGGAGUGUCCACAGCCAGAGGAAAUUCAGAAUGGCAUUGUGGAUGUGCAAGGCCUCACAUAUCUCAGCACUGCACUAUAUAAUUGUAAACCAGGCUUUGAACUAGUGGGAAACAUGACUGUUCUUUGCGGAGAGGAUGGCCACUGGCUUGGAGGAAAGCCUACUUGCAAACCUAUUGAGUGCUCCAAGCCCAAGGAGAUACAAAAUGGCAGAUAUUCAUAUGCUGAACUGCACUACAGACAGACAGUUACAUAUUCAUGUGACAGAGGAUUCCAGCUAGAAGGACAGAGUGUUCUGAGUUGCUUGGAAUCGAGGCAAUGGGAUGCUGAUGCUCCCUCUUGCAUUGCUAUCACUUGUGAUCCUCCGCAACCUAUUGAGAAUGGCUUUGUGGAAGGUGCCGAUUACAGCUAUGGUGCCAUGGUGAUAUACAGCUGUAUACCAGGAUUUCAACUUUCUGGCCUUGCCAUGCAGACCUGUGAGGAAUUAGGAUGGUCUAGUGUUAGUCCAGUAUGCCUUCCAACAGACUGUGGCCUUCCUCCCCAUAUAGAUUUUGGGGGGUAUAUAACAAUUAAUAAUGAGGAAAAACUUUAUGGCCAGGAAGGACUAUUACCAGAGGGGUUCCAUACUGCCAGCCCACCUAUUUUCUCUCUAAUACUUGAGAACCAAAAGGACAUGCAAAGUUCUUCAAGGGCCAUUAAUACUUUGCCACUGUCGGGCUAUUUAUAUGGGACUACAAUAUUGUAUAGUUGCUUUCUUGGCUAUGAACUCUUAGGAAAUUCUGUGCUAGCCUGCCAAGAGGAUGGAAUGUGGAAUGGUAGUGCUCCAGUCUGCAUUUCCAUUCAAUGUGAAUUACUGUUGCCUCCAGAAAAUGGCUUUGUACAUUUUACAGAGAACACCCUUGGUAGUACAGUUAAAUAUACCUGUAAACCAGGUUAUAAGCUAAUUGGCUCAGAAACAAGAUUUUGUACAUCUAGUAGACAAUGGAGUGAAGCAGCACCAACCUGUGAGGUGGUGUCAUGCACAAUGCCAAGCAAACCUAUGAAUGGCACAGUAAAAGGGGAAGCUUACACUUAUGGGAGCAUAGUCCAAUAUGAUUGCAAUCCUGGGUUUCAGUUAAAUGGUUCAGAGAAGAGAACAUGCCAGGCUGAUCAAAAAUGGGAUGGAAAUGAGCCAAUCUGCAUUCCCAUUUCCUGUGGCCAAGUUCCCAAUUUAGAGAAUGGCCAAGUGACUGGAGAGGAAUAUACAUUCCAAAAAUAUGUUGAGUACAGCUGCAGGGCAGGUUUCCUACUGGAAGGUGACCAAAAGAGAAUCUGCCUUGCAGAUGGAAGUUGGAGUGGAAGGGCUCCUGUAUGUAGAGCAGUCCAGUGUCCUGUGCCACUGAAACCUCCUCAUGGGAAAAUUACUGGACCAGAAUUCGGUUUUGGGAACAGUAUAGAGUAUCAGUGUGAUGAAGGUUAUGUCAUGCAUGGUGCACCCUCACUUAUCUGUCAGGCUAAUGGUUCCUGGGAUAAAGAGGUUCCAUUCUGUGAGCCUGUCAACUGUGGGCCUCCUGAGGACAUUGCUCAUGGCUUCCUGAAUGGGUCAGUCUUCAGCUAUGGGGAAUAUAUAGAAUACAUUUGCUUUCCUGGCUAUGAGUUACAAGGAAAUCCAGUAAGGCAGUGCACAUCUAAUGGCCUGUGGACUGGAAAACCUGCUUCUUGCCUGCCUUGUGAAUGCCCUGUGCCAACAAUUCAGAAUGGUGUAAUUAAAGGUAACAAUUUUGGCUGUGGCAAGAGAGUUGAAUUUCAGUGCCUAGAAGGUUUCAAACUGCUAGGACCUUCAGAAAUCACCUGUGAAAGUGCAGGCAGAUGGAGCUCUGGCUUUCCCCACUGUGGGCUGAUUUCAUGCGGCCCUCCACCAACAAUCCCCAAUGCAUUCAUCAAUGGGAGCAGUUCUGUGGAUCAGAAUACAAUAAUGUAUAAUUGUGAAAUGGGCUAUGUGAUGCAAGGGAGCUCUGAACUGACAUGUACAGAAAAAGGAGUCUGGAGUGAGCCAUAUCCAAGUUGUGCAUUGCUGACCUGUGGUCCACCACCUUCUGUACCUCAUGCCUUUGCUUUAGGAGACUCACAAGCCUAUGGAAGUAAAGUCCAGUACAGAUGUCUGGAAGGUUAUGUGAUGGAGACUGAAAUGGAUACUUGCACCUGUCAGGAAGAUGGACACUGGUCUCCUGAUAGCAUUUCUUGUUGUCCCAAAAAAUGCCCCCUACCAGUAAAUAUAACCAAUGUAAUUAUUUCUGGAGCUGAAUUCACUGUGAACAAGAGCAUUACCUUAUCAUGUCCAGAAGGCUAUCUUUUAACUGGGGCAAGCACUUCUACAUGCCAGAAUCAUGGUAACUGGGUGCCAUCGUUUUCAAGUGAUAUCUGUGCACCUGUAUCAUGUGGAAAGCCUGACUCUCCAGCACAUGGAAUGGUGGUUGGCAGCAAAUACAGUUACAGAGACACAGUUCUUUACAAAUGCGGCUCUGGUUAUGAAUUGAGUGGUGAUGCAGAACGUAUCUGUCAAGCAGAUAAGCAAUGGAGUGGAGCAACUCCAGUGUGCAAAAAAAUAUCCUGUGGAGCCCCUGAAACUAUAGAUAAUGGAUCCAUUAUUGGCAAAGAUUUCUUGUUUGGAGAUGAAAUUCUUUACAGCUGCAAUCGAGGAUUUGAGCUACAGGGACCAGCUCGAAGGAUCUGUCAUGUUAACAAAAAGUGGAGCCCCUCAGCCCCCUCGUGUGUGAGCAUAAAAUGUGAACCACCUCCAACUGUAGAAAAUGCCUACACAGUCGUCUUAGAAAACACAUACAGAAGCAACAUUUCCUUUGUAUGUAAUUUUGGGUAUCAUCUCCUUGGACCUGAGAACAUCACUUGCUUGGCCAAUGGAUCCUGGAGCAAACCCCUUCCAUUCUGUGAAGAAACCAGAUGUGAAGAUCCAGAAUUUAUUGAGAAUGGGAAUGCCCUCUAUGAAAACAACACUAUUGGCAGCAGGGCUGCAUAUUACUGCAACAGAGGUUACACCUUGGAAGGAGAGCCUAUUGCAGAAUGCACAGAAGCUGGAACCUGGAGCCACCCGAUACCUCUAUGCAAACCAAAUCCAUGCCCUGUGCCUUUUAUAAUCCCAGAAAAUGCCCUCCUAUCAGAGACAACUUUUUAUGUUGGGCAAAAAGUAUUUAUCAAGUGCAGAGAAGGGUAUCAACUUCGGGGGCAAUCUGUCAUUACUUGUAAUCCUGACGAGGCUUGGACUCCAACCAGAGCUAAAUGUGAAAAGAUAUCUUGUGGGCCACCUUCUCAUGUCGAAAAUGCUUUGAUCCGUGGAACAUUUUAUCAAUAUGGAGAUAUGGUAACAUACUCAUGCUACAGUGGGUACAUGCUGGAGGGCUCUCUUAGAAGUGUCUGUUUAGAGAAUGGAACUUGGACUACCCCACCAGCUUGCAAAGCUAUUUGUCGGUUCCCAUGUCAAAAUGGUGGUAUAUGUGAACGGCCAAAUGUGUGCUCCUGCCCUGAGGGAUGGAUGGGACGUCUCUGUGAAGAGCCAAUCUGCAUCCUACAUUGUCUGAAUGGAGGUCACUGUGUGGCUCCUUACCAGUGUGAUUGCCCAGCUGGGUGGACUGGAUCGCGCUGCCACCAAGCCGUCUGUCAGUCCCCAUGCUUAAACGGUGGGAAGUGUGUACGACCCAAUCGGUGCCAUUGCACUUCACCAUGGACUGGACAUGACUGUUCUAGGAAAAGGAAAACUGGAUUCCACCACUUUUAACUUCAAAGUGACUACUAUGAACAUUUUUAUUCUGAUCCAUCAGGCCUUGAUACUUCAGACACUGUAAAAUCAAAUCUUGGGGUGGGGAGUUAAAUCGUCUGAGGUUUCUAAAAUGUUUUUUUAAUUAUUUUGUAUUAUAUUUUCUUAUAUUUUUUAUUUUGAAAGGAGCCACUUUUUUUUCUACCUGUAGAAGUAUAUCAUUUAUGCUGCUGUCAAUACAUGCAAGGGUACAAAUAAUGCCCACUGACGGAGAAUAAUUUGCAGUCUUCUUUUAUUAUUAUUACAAAUCCCAGAGCAUGUGUUGGAUCAAUUGCUAGUCAGACAAGAAGCUUUAGAACCAGACUUUAUGUGAGGGUGGCAAAUGAAUUUUUCUUUUCAUUUGUCCAUCCGCAUUCAAGUUGCAAGUAUGUAAAAGGAGUGUAAGAAACAGAAGUGCUGGAUCCUUUCUCCUCCCAUACUGUAACUUCUUAAAGUCAGUGACUUGAGCCCCCUUUUUUUUCAUUCCUCUUUCCACCACUGGAACUAUAUCUACUAUUUGGCUCGACAGAGAGAUACUAAAUCAUGGGAGAGUAGAAGAUUUGAUAAUUCUCUCCCACAUGCAUCUUUUAAUUGUUAAAGUAAGUACGUACCUCCUACACCCAGAUUUUUGUAUGUAAAUAAGGCAGACACAUGAACAAUGGCUCUGUCAAAUCUAGUUGUGUCCUUAAUCACCUUCUGCAAGUUCACCAUAUUUCAUUAGUUGUGGAGGAGGCAACAUUAGUUACUGGAGUCUGGUGGAAAUUUUAAACAAAUUCAUCUGGGGAUCUGUUUUAGUAUAGUGAAAGGUUUGCAAGUGCUUAGUGGGAUUUAUGGUUUCUUUAAAAACACACAUACACAAAUACACACACAGCAGAUCCACACAUCCCUGUCAUUGUGAACCGCCUUCAACUAACCUCAGUUUUCAUAGUUUUCCAUGUAGCCUGGAAGGCUAAUGUCUGAAAGAGGCAAGUCCAGAGUUCCCUUGGAUAUAAUUCUUUCCGACCUGAGCCUAAGAGUAAUUAGUAGUGGGCCUUAUUGAGCCUUUUCUGUAGGCAUGCCAUUGGAUGCACAAAUGUAUGGGAUAAGAUGGUUUGACAACCUGGGACUCUGAUGUGUAUAGCAGCUAGCUGUGAGAGGUGAAAAUGUGUGCUUGGGGACUGAAGGGUCUCCAGAGUACAUUUGGUGUUCUGUUUUCUUUUAAUUCAAACCUGUUUUACUGAGAUGAUACACUUGUGGGGGCUGGGUGGGGGUGGGGGUCUGUAAAUCUAUUGUUCGCAUAUUUAAAACACACACAUUUGUUGAUUUGACAUUUGGCUGCCAUUUAGUUAAAAGUGAAAUAAGCUUAAAAAAAACCUGGAAAUUGGGCUCUUUGUCUACCUAUUAUUGAUAUUCUUUGUCUACACAGUUCAUAUCCUUUCCCCACUGUCUAAGGAAGACAAACAUUUUAUAAUUUCCAUUCAAAGCUGGUCACUAGUAGUAAGUAUCUUAGAUAAAAAAAUGCAAAAAAAAAAAUCCUAAGCACUACAACUAAUAAGCAUAUUUUUCUGAAAAAGGUUUCACCUUCAUGUCCCAAUUCUGAAUGUCUAGUAGUUUACUGUUGUGAUUCAGAACAAUACAACUGAGCUGUGAUUAAGUUCUGUAAUUAUUUAUUACCAGAGAGCACAACUGCAAUGAUUUAGCUAUUUAAAAGGAAAAGGGUGUUGUUUGGUACCUGUGGCAAGAAAAAACUAGUUGCUGAGGAAGCCCUGGUGGCGCAGUGGUUAAAUGCCUUUACUGCAGCCACUCACUCACAAACCACAAGGUGAGUUCAAUACCAGCCAGGGACUCCAAGUUGACUCAGCCUGGCAUCCUUUUGUAGAUCGCUAAAAUGAGUACCAGCUUGUUGGAGGCAAUUAGCUUACACUUUGUAAAUCGCUUAGUACAUCAAUAAGUGGCAUAGAAAUGUACUUGAUAUUGCUGAAGAACAUACUUUACUUAACAUAAUCAACCUUUUCCUUGUCACAAUUUGCUUACAUACCAGCCAUUUUCUCCAAAACUGACACCUUCUGCUUGCUUAGUUAUGCAAGAGAAGCUGGACCGCACCAAUGCUUCCUUUCCCUCCCCCAUUUUAUCUGGGGGUUCAGACAGGAUUAUUUGUGGCUUACUCUGUGAAUGCAUAGGUAAACACAAAAUGACUUUCUUAACUUCUGCAGACUAGUGUUCUACUGUGAUCCAUAUAAUGUUGCACUGAAGAAAGUGUCUUCUUGCACACUUUCCAGUUACAUGUUCCAUUACCAACAGCAUUAGCUUGUAUACAACAGUCUCUCCCAUCAUCAGCAUUUGCUAUUAAGACUCACAGCAACAUAAUAGCACAAUGUAAAUACACACAUGCACAGACACAGAGACCAUUGCCCUUGAACAGCAGGCUUUUGCAGUUACACCGUAGGUUAGUUAGUUUUGUUAAGGAGGGAUGAAAACAGUGGCUUCAUAUAUUAUGAGUUUGUGGGCAGUUUGUGGAAGUUAUGGUCCAAUUGUGUGGAACCCAUAUUUAAACAUUUCAAAUUGUGCACCUGCCCUUUGCAUUUCCUUCUUCCUUUUUAAUUGUGUAGAGUUGCACUGCAUGAUAUCCCUUUUGCCCAUGUCUUUACAAACUCUGGGGAGGAAUGAGAAUACUGUAUUUGAUAUACUCACUUGUACUUUGCCACACACUUAUACAUAUAUAAAGUGGCAGGAGGUGAGCAUAGAAAUUAGCUCAGUGGCUCCAUACAGAACCAGGAGUUAUUCACACUGUGAAAGUAAUCCAGGAUGCAUCCAGGUGAAAUCUCCAUUGUUCACACACAUCCCGAAUGCACCCAACUGUUAAAAAAAACCCACUUAAUCUGGGAUAAUCAAUAUUGGGGUUUUGCCCAAGUUGUUUAAAAGGACCCACAUUGUCACUAGUGUGAAUAACUGAUGCAAAUAGACCCAGGAUAGAAUGCUGCAUACCUUGAACAUGUUCUGAAUGCAUUUGCAUCGUCGAUUCCAUCUUUAUUUGAAGGCUUGCACAUGUGAGCAACCAAACUUACAGAGAUGCACAUUGAUGCAGUUCCAUAGGGUGAAUAAUAAACCCGGAAUGUGUGAGUGAGGUGAUUCACAUUGUCGCACUAAAAAAAUGUGAAUGACACCCCAGAGAUACCUUAUGAUGACUGUGGAAGAUCACUGACUAGUUGGGAAUCUCUCCGUGUCUGAUUAUUGCUGGAAAGCUCCAUUACAAAAGUGGGGAGGAAUAAUAGUAGUUCAUAUAAUUGUUCUGUUUUGCCCAUGAGGCUUUUUGUGUACAUAUAGAUUCUCCCUCUCUCAUGCAUGCAUGCAUACGUUGAGAAUUUUUAUAAUGUACGUCUUCUGAGGUGAGGGUUUACACAUUUAGAAGAAACAGAAUAAAAAGGAAGACAUUCUAAACCCCCUCUACAGUUUUUUUAAAUAAAAAGAGAGGAAGUAGAAAAAUAUAGAUGUUACUCUUUAUUUUUAAGGAGAAACAAAAUAAAUGUAUGCCUUGCCAAUCUGAGUGAUAGUAAUUUGUCCAUUACCUUUACAACAUUUAGUAAGUGACUCAAAUGGUAAACUGUCUCACAGGCUCACAUCAAAAUUUCUUCCAGAUUUGUUUUUCCAGUUGCUUUAAACAGUAACUUGAAGUCUCCAUAACAUAAUGCACAUAGAAACUGAGAUAUGGGCCACUGAGCUGGAAGACCCAUAAAUAAAAAAAACAUUUCCAAAUAUUAUCAUCCUUAAUUAUCACACAUAUACUCCCAAACUCUUUAUAGUGUGAUUAUAUGCAUCCCAGUUGCAUGAUUACACAGAGGUAAGACCCACAGAGUUCAGUGAGUAUUACUCCUACAUGUGUGUAAGAUUUCACUCUUAUGAGUUGUUCAUAAAAUGGGAAUGAUAAGAAAUUAAAAUUAUGCUGUUACAUUUCAUAAUAGUUUCUCAAAUCCCCAUAUUUACACUAUGAUCAAGCAUCAAAGAGGGUUUUUUUUAAAUUCUUCAUACUAGAGGUUUAUAAACUUUCCAGUUUAUAUGGUGAACAGUCAGACUUCAAAAGCUAGCCCAGAAAGAACUUUCAAGGUAGACCAAUGCUGGCUCAGUAUGUGAUGCCUAGCAGGAAAAGACUGAAUGGUAUAAUUAGAUAGCUGUUUGCAGUAUUAAAUCUUCAAAUCAUCACUUUUUAAAAAAAAAUAACUUUUAAAUGCAAUUAAUGUACUGUCAUUUAUGUGACUGCUUGCCAUGUGUUUUAACGACUUUUGUGUGAUGCACUUUACAUUGUAAAUAAAGUUGCACCCCAUUUAGUACC
Sceloporus undulatus (fence lizard) is the source of this 15206-nucleotide messenger RNA. It is a transcript of the gene SVEP1, whose product is annotated as sushi, von Willebrand factor type A, EGF and pentraxin domain containing 1. The coding region runs from base 491 to 10882 and encodes 3463 amino acids. The transcript has 50 exons. The record is from RefSeq and is a predicted model, not a curated record. NCBI's taxonomy places the organism in Eukaryota, Metazoa, Chordata, Lepidosauria, Squamata, Phrynosomatidae. Gene Ontology annotation, molecular function: calcium ion binding.